UCGACCCAGUAAGCAAAAUAUUAGCAACGCUGGUAGAUUGAAAGUUGAUCAAAUUUACUGUCGAUCUGUCUACUAAUAUUUCGCUUACUGGAUUGAAAUCUGUGAUCUUACUUAUUAAAUUACAAGAUUAAUCGAAGAAAAAAAAGCAAACGCAAGAACACCUGAUUUCUAGACUCAUUUUCUCACGGCAUUAUUUCAUUGUUUCUUUUAAUGCGAUUUUCGUAAAACACUCAAGCUUUUAUAAAUAUCAUUUGCAAACCAUUGCAUCCUCUGAGCAAUAAUAUUUUCACGGAGGAGAGAACUCGGUGUCUCUCUGUGUGUGCUUUUUUUAGAAGGUUUCGCUUUAAGCUGUUUGAAGUAGAGAGUUUGCUUCUUUUGAACGUCGCAGGCAAUAUUGAUCAAAUAUGGUAACUCCCGUAUGUCGCACACACGCAUGUUCCCGGCACUUAAUCUAAGACGAAGACGCCCAGUUGAGCAAUCUCGGUGACAACGACGCGGACGACCCGUUGGAAAUUUCGGCAUAUACGAAAUAUGUCCGAGCAGCAAACGGAUUCGUACGACUCAAGAUCGGUAACAGUAACGAAAAGAAAGGAGAGGCCACCGUUUAAGUUGUGUUUCUCGAAAAAUCAGCAGAGCGGAAGAUCCGACGCUUGUGUGGCAAAAACGAAUGCGGAUUUUGUCACGCCGAAAUUCUACUCAAGAGAAUUCGAGGACGCGCAGAAUGCGGACAUAAGCGACACGCUUGAGAGAAUCGCUACGGAGCAGGAUAGAAAUCCGAGAAAUUUGUACCAGUCGCCAUUAUUGACCAGUCACACUUACGGUUGGUGGCACGACAAAGGGAUACAUCCGAAGAACACGCCAUUUAAUUUUCAUAAGAAAACAUCGGAUUUGGUAAGCUUUCAGAUGAAAAUUUACGCCGAGGACCAAAAGUUCAAGAAUCCUAAACAAUAAAUGAUACUUCGUUAUUAUCAAGUCAUCAUUAUGGAUGUAUAAUAAUUAUAAUUCAGUGGCAAUCAUUGAUAAAUCAAAGUUAUAUUCUGAUUGCAAUUGUGUGUAAGAUAUUAUUGA
This is a messenger RNA of Linepithema humile (Argentine ant), 1068 nucleotides long. RefSeq lists its product as uncharacterized. The record is from RefSeq and is a predicted model, not a curated record. Lineage: Eukaryota; Metazoa; Arthropoda; Insecta; Hymenoptera; Formicidae.